This is a messenger RNA of Homalodisca vitripennis (glassy-winged sharpshooter), 4791 nucleotides long. RefSeq lists its product as uncharacterized. The coding region runs from base 676 to 3705 and encodes 1009 amino acids. The record is from RefSeq and is a predicted model, not a curated record. The transcript has 6 exons. NCBI's taxonomy places the organism in Eukaryota, Metazoa, Arthropoda, Insecta, Hemiptera, Cicadellidae.
GCUACUACCGCUGUUUGUCAUGGCUGGCAAAUGAUUUACUGACAUGUUUUACACAUUCAAAUCAAUUCGAAAGUGGCGGUUAUGAAUACACUAUUUAGUCUUACCUCAAACCUCUUAACCUCACACAACUUGUCUACAGUCAAUAAAUCUGAUAACUUUACCGCUGAAAAUUAUAUAUUUUAGAAAAGUCCUCUCAUGAUAUGCGUGCAUAUAUUUCUCCACUGUCAUCCCCUUAAGUAGAAACUUUAGCAAAUAUUGUCGGGUAAAUCAAGUUAGUAGUGUUGGCAACCCCUAUGUAAGGAGCUGAUGCGAGGGAAAGAGUGAAGUUGAUAGAUACUACAACUGUAUGUAGUCAGUAGUGGGUCGUUAAAUGUUUUAUAUUCGGCUUUUAAGAAAGUGUAUUACGUCUGUGGUAUGGUUUUUAUUUUCUUUAUACUGUGGUUUUGGUUUUACUAUUAAAAUUAUCUCCCCAGUCAUCUGAAAUCUGGUGCUAGAUCGAGUCAAUCAGGAAGAGGGAAGUGACAAGUUCAUCUGUAUCUUGAAUGUGAGUUGGUACUCCUGGACCUUUGUGGUGUGGUCAGAAAACUGUGGGGAAAUCUCUACCCAACACAUCUAACAAACCUUCAUUCUUUGAUUGGAGAGAGUAUCCUGUCCUAAAAGGGUCUUUCCUUUCCCAUGAUGGAUGUACCUCCUUCCCAGGGGGUUUCUCGCCCUUCAGUUGCAACUGUAGCAGGAGCCCGUUCAUGCAGUACGUCACAAGAAAUGGAAAAGGAGCUGGCCCGUGCUGAUGAUAAAGUGGCUUCACGUAAGAGAGGGAGGAGAGGUGGAAGAAAUAAUAAAAGAUUUAGGGGAGAAGAAGUAAAUAAUGAAGGUGUUAAAAAGAACAAUAUGGAGCAGAUGAACAGGACCAGUAUGGAAGACAUUGUGAUUUGUCAUCUUCCAGAAAUUACAAAAAAGACUGAUACAGAAUCUAUGCAGGCAAGAAAACAUCACGUCAAGUCUUCUGACGUAAAAAACUCAUUAAAUUUAACUCAAAAAUUUAAUAUUCCACAUGAUAUAAGUGUUGAAGAGAUAGUGAUAGAAGUUGAUCAAGAACCUGAAGCCACAGGAAAAGAUCAUCGUCAUCUAAAUUUAACACCGAAAAUUAAUGUAAAUGUUGAAGAGAUAGUGACAGAAGUUGAUCAAGAACCUGAAGCCACAGGAAAUAGUCAUCACCAUUUCAAUGUAACUCCAAAAUGUAUUCUUCAACAUGAUUUAAAUGUUGAAGAGAUAGUGAUAGAAGUUGAUCAAGAACCUGAAGCCACAGGAAAAUGUCAUCAUCAUCUCAAUUCAACUGACAAAUCAAACAACAUGUCUUCUAACAAAUUGCAGAAUAUAGAGCUGCUGGUUAAGGCUUUAAAGAAAUAUGUUAACCCUAUGGAGGCAGGAAAGCAGAAAAGUAAAAUAUUGAUAAUCAUACAACAGUUGCAGCGAUUUCUUAACAUUCAUGUGGGCAGUAUGGAAACUGAAGAGCAAGGUACAGAAUUGUCAUUGAUAUUAGAUGCUCUUGAGACUUGCCUGAAGAAUAAUUAUGUAGCAGGAAAAGAACCACCAUCACAGUUGGAGCAUAUAAUCCAACAGUUGAAGACCUGGUCAACAUCUCAGCCCUGUUUCCAAGCAGCUCCACACCAAGAAACAAACACAAUUCCAAGUGCAUUGGAAAAUUCACUGCCCUUGCCAACUAAAGACUCUGUGGAAAUUGCAGAGCAACAAAACCAAUUGCUGGAGUCUACACAGACUCUAUUGAAAGUUCUGCAAACUCAUGUUGGUACUUUAGAGAUAUCUGAACAAAAAAUAUGUCUAUCAAAAGUUGCUCAAGUGCUGCAAAUGGUGUUGCAAAAGCAUAGGAACUUUAGAAAGAAAAAGAAUUAUAUAGUUGAGUCUGUGACACUAUUACAGAAAAUUCUUCAAGGUACCAUUCCUUUGACUAAUGCACAGAAAGACAAUUAUCUCAAAAUGUUGCAGUUAGUGCAAAAGAUUUUUAGCAACCCACUUGCUUCAACAUGUUUAGAGUUUGCAAUUCCCAAGGAAAAUGUACAAAAUGAACGGGUGGAAACUCCUCAAGAGAAAUUACAAGUUCAACAUGAUAUAGAUGAUAGUAGAAAGUUUGCUGCGGAAGAACAAGAGACUGCAACUUGCUCAACUUUAACUUCACUUUUUCCCUCAACACAUGACCAGAAGAGAAGUGACUCAGGCGAUUCAGACACAGUGACACUAGUGACGGAAGAUGCUCUUCAGGAAAUCGAUCGUGAAAUCAGUGAACUCUGUCUGCUGAGACAGUCCUCUGUCUUCCUCGGUGACAAGAAGCUAUCCAUCAUUUCAGUGGGAAAAACAGAGACAUCCCUUUAUGCUUCUCUGGCGUAUUUGUUAUGUGGUAUUUCUUGUAAAACAUUCUCACAACUUGCUACUGCAGCUAAAAAGUUACGUACAGAUGCCAAAUUGUUUUUAAGAGCCAACAAAGAGGUGUUUCUCAGUAAUUUAAACCAACUGCAUGAUAGACUUUUAGAAGAUCAAUGGCAGCCAAGAAUUAUGUUUGAACAUUGCCUGCUUUAUUUCAACCACCCUGACUACAGAGGAAUUCAAGAGGUGCUCCUAAUCCUUGCUUCAAUGUUCAGUACUUCUAUCAUUGUCUGGUUUAAAGAUGGAGAAGAAUCUCUGAGAGUUGACCCUUGUUUGCCUUCAGUUGCACCUCCUGUAAACAUCUUGUACUGUAAGAGUACCAAUCACUUUGAUCCCAUCUUGAAAAUUGUCCUGAAGGAUCAAAGAUUGCCUGCUCCCUUCCAUAACAAUCUCACAGCUGUUACCUGGGAUGUGGAUGGCCGACAGAAGUUGGAAACUGAAAAGGAAAAUAGAAUUAGUAAUGAGAUUCUUUCCAAACACCGCGUUGAUGUAGCUUGUUCAGAUUCUUUUCUUCUGGUUGCAACUUGGAAUGUUAAUGAUUGCUCCACAACUGAAAAACAAGAUAGUAUUGACAAAGUCCUAAAAGAAUUCAACAUUGACCUUAUAUGUGUUCAAGGAACUAACUUGGAGCACAGAAAAAUCCCAACUUCUCAUUACACUUGGUGGUGUUCUGGUUGUCAAAUCCCAAAUACUAAAAGUGUUGCUCUUUUGUUGAGAAAAGACUGUGGUGCAACCUUAUCUAAUUUCAUUUCCCACUCGAUUAAUUUAUCUUCAGCAAUUGUUUCCAUAGGAAAGAAUAUGUUUAUAGUGGUAUGUUGUUAUCUUCCUGACUCCUCAGAACAGAGUACAUACAGAAAAGUUUCUGCAGAUCUUUUAGUCAUUCUUAACUCAGCUCCAUUCUCUGCAAAACUCCUCCUCUUAGGUGAAUUCAAUGCUCAUAUCGGAAAGACCGAUGUUACAGUACCUCAGCUUGACAUUCUUAACAGGACAGGACUUCAUCAUGAGCUUUCAAACAAAAAUGGGGAGUUUCUGAAGCAGUUGGCAUUACUACAUGAUCUCUACUUCUGUUCAACUCUGUUCCGGACCCAUCGUGAAAACGAGGUCAAAGACCAAACGAAUCACAUUUUGCUGCAAGAGUAUUUUCCAAAGUCAAGAGCCAGCAGUUGGAACAGUCCCUUGUCCGAGCACACUAUAGUGGGAUAUAGUAUCACCUUAGGUGUCUAUCCAGCAUCAUGUGCCCAACGAAGGAGAAUCAAAAGUCGUUAAUUUUCUCAAUUCUUCCAGUAUGGGUAAUACCUUGCUCUCUUUAGAGUUGACUAACAUGACACCCUAAUUUUUUUAAUGUUACUACUGAAAUAGAUUUAGUUCAUGAGAUUAAGACAACAUUUUAGAGGACAAUAAACUGUUUCUUCCAUUACAUUUUGCCUGACUACACUAUAUAGUGAAUGCUGUGUCAGGUAUUCAGUCAUAAGUGUAUAAACUAGGUAAGAAAUUAAGUUUCAAAACUUUUGUUUUUAAAAUAGUCUACAGUUUAUCUUACUAAUUGUAUAGUUUACUAACUACCGGUACUUUAUAUUGAAAAUGAAAAUUGUAAAAAUAGUUUUGAAUUUGAAUUAUUUCAAAUAUGUCAUAUUGCAGUAUUUAUUUUAAUGGUAUUUAUAUAAUAUAAUAUGUAUUUCUCCACUAGUUCAUUCAAAAAUGAAGCAGAAUAUAUACAUUGUUUUUGUGCACUCAUUUAGAAAUAUUGUGUACAAUUGGAUCACUUUUGUUAUUCCUUAUUAUUGUAACUUAUCCUAUUUCAAUUUUAUUCUAUGCUGUCAAAAAGUUGUUUUAAAAUGUAUGUAAUCAGUUUUUUUUUAUUUACAAGCUAAUAUUUUUUUAUUUGAUAUAUAUAAAAAUAAGUGUUUAAACAUAGUAUUGACUUAAAAUACUAUAAAUGAUCAUUUUAUCAAUAUGAAGAAAAAACUCUUUUAUAGUUAAUUCAUAUUUUGUACCUCAGUCAAGUGUGUCCAUUCCUAAUUCCAUGCUUGGUUUUUACCAGUAUGAUUAGUGAAUCAAAUGAUUCUGGAAUAGUAUGAAUGUUAGAUUUUAAGAUUUUAAAAUGUUAUUUUAUAUGUAACUAUGCAUUAAUUUAUUAACCUUAUUGUUGAUAUGUAAUGUAAUUAUCAUGUGAUAUUUUUUGUCAUAUAUUUCUUAGAUUUAUAGCUUUUUUUAUAAAAAUACUACUAAACUAUAAUUAAAUAGUGACUACGCAAUUUUAUAGCUUUAAUUCAUUUUACGUUUAUCGUAAAUAAUGUUGAAUUGUAUGUUUUGUUACUUUUAAUGAUAUUAGAGUAUUCAGCUUAAGUUAGA